Molecule: messenger RNA, 1329 nt
Organism: Strongyloides ratti
Lineage: Eukaryota; Metazoa; Nematoda; Chromadorea; Rhabditida; Strongyloididae
Product: Neurotransmitter-gated ion-channel ligand-binding domain-containing protein
Exons: 4
Coding region: 1-1329 (442 amino acids)
Biological process (GO): nervous system process; monoatomic ion transmembrane transport; regulation of membrane potential
Cellular component (GO): membrane; synapse; neuron projection
Molecular function (GO): extracellular ligand-gated monoatomic ion channel activity; transmembrane signaling receptor activity; neurotransmitter receptor activity
Source: RefSeq, a predicted model, not a curated record
AUGCGCUCUGUAAUAUUUUUUUUCAAGUUACUUCUUUUAUCGCAAAUAUUUUAUAUAUGCCGGUUUUCUGAUAUAACAUUAACAAGCAUCAUUAAUAUUCUAUCAUUACCAACUGCAGCAGAACAAGAGAAAGCAGUUGCAAAUUAUUCAUGGAAUAGGCAAAAAAUUAUAUCAACAAUUUUAGAUUAUAAUAUUUAUUCAGAAUUUGAUCCACCUGAUAAUGGAAUAAAAAUUAGUAGUAUACUUAAUAUUGAUAAAAUUACAACUUUGAAUGAAUCUGAACAAUCUGUCAAUCUUCAUGGAAGUUAUUUAUUUUCAUGGAAUGAUAGAAGAUUAAGAUGGAAACCAAAUGAUUAUGGUGGUGUAGAAGCUGUUGAUAUAUAUCAUGCUGAUGGAGGACGUAUAUGGAUGCCACAAUUAAGAUUAGCUAAUGUUAAGAAUUUUUAUCAAGAUAUUAUAACACCAUAUUCAACAUCAUUUACUGUUAGAAAAGAUGGAAGAGUUUUUGGAGUAACAAAAAUUGCUGUAAAAGCUUAUUGUAGUUCUUAUUUUAUAGAUUUUCCACAUGAUUUUCAAAUGUGUUCAAUGAGAUUAUAUUCACCAAAACGUUUUACCUAUCAAAUUGACUUUGAAGAAAAUCCAUUAAUAUGGGGACAAUAUAACGGUAAACCUGGUAGAAUUACACGCUUAGAAACAACUGGAUAUGCUUUAACAUCAGCUAAUUGUACAAAGAAAAUUGUUAGUAUUUUUAGAUCAGCACAUCCACUUUCUGAAACAACCGAUCCUAAAAUGACUCAAAGUUUUAUUGACUAUAGUUUCAAAUUUGAACGUAAUUUUAAUAUUUAUGGUUUAAUAUUUUUAUGGCCAAUGACAUGUACUAUAAUAUUUACACAUGUUGCAGGAAGUUUCAAUAGUACACUACAUUCAAUGAUUUGGUUAAUGGCAAGUUUAUGCUUUCAAUAUCUUAACUCAUCAAGAUUAUUAAAUUUAAUACCUCCACAACAUGAUGGAAUGCCAUUUUGUUUAACAUUUGCACAUUUUAUGAUGAUUGAAACAAUAGUAUUAUUUUUUUGUAGAAUUUUACUAAAUAUUUUUGAAAUUAAAAGUAAAAUUAAUAAAAGGAUAAUGAAAACAAAACCAAAAAAAGAAUUAAUGAGUAUAGAAAUACAACAUAAUUUAGAAGAAGGUGGUAUAGUUAAAGAAAAAACAAUUGAAGUUGUAGAUUAUCUACAAAAUAAUUAUCAUUUACCAAAAAGAUGUUUUCAAAUAUUUUUAGUACUAUAUACUAUUAUCAUUUUAUAUUACAUCCAUACCAAAAAUAAUAGAUAA